This is a messenger RNA of Lachancea meyersii CBS 8951, 3951 nucleotides long. NCBI's taxonomy places the organism in Eukaryota, Fungi, Ascomycota, Saccharomycetes, Saccharomycetales, Saccharomycetaceae. The record is from the annotation of a GenBank genome assembly.
AUGAACAUGGCCCAAAUCCCAGUGACGGCCCCUCCGUCCAAACAGCAGCCAGAAAUGGUGGCUACGGUGGAAAUCCCAGCUCCGGAAACCCUUGCUCAACUGGAGCAGCUACUCCACAGAUAUCGUGCCGUGUUUCAGGACCCAGACUCUAAUCGUGUCGAAAUUAACGCGCUGGAACGUGUUUUCAGCUCUAUAUCUCAACAGCAAGACGAAUACGUGAAAAAGCUGCAAGAAAUACGGCAUGCCAUGGAGAAAGAGUGCGAGUACGACGACAGGGUGUUCCAAAACCAAUUGAUAGCGCUGCAGCUUCUUAGCAAAGAUUUGGACGUUCCUGAGGGGUUGCUCGGCGACGCAGAGCCGCAAAAUACUGGCGAUGUGGGGAACGAAGUGGUGCCAAAACUAUCAAAACUUGCACCUUUGAAGCUCUCGCUCAACUUCGAUGAGAACGCAAAAACCUUCGGGCUUGGCGACAAGUUCUACAAUUUCGAGAUCGCCAAGGGAAAGAAAAGCUUGGGUUCUCCUGGUAUCGAGAGAACAAUCGUUUCGCGAAUAGCCGAACGAAUUGCAGAGCUGGAAAGAUUGCCUGCGAAUCUGGGCACCUACGCACUCUCAGACAGCUUACAGUUCACGGCAAAAGACGACGUGCCCUCCAGCGUGGACGAUCUCAAGCUCAAGGCUUUGGUGGAAUUGAAAGCGCUAAAGCUUCUAACAAAACAAAAGUCUAUCAGACAGAAACUUAUCAUGAAUGUGACAAGUCAGGCCCACCACAACAUUCCAUCUCUUCGUGACUCUCCGUAUACAAUGGCAGCACAAAGAUCGGUUCAAAUAAGGAACAAGGUCAUCGUGCCCCAAACUGCUAGACUAGCGGAAGAGCUUGAGAGGCAGCAGCUGUUAGAAAAACGCAGGAAAGAGCGGAACCUCCAUAUGCACAAGGUAAACAAGAUUAUUGCACAUGUCCACGAGCAGCAAACAACACAGUCUACGCAAAGGGAGCGUAGUGUUCAAUUUGGCAGGCUGUGUGCUUCAUUGCACAGUCAAACAGAGAAAGAUGAACAGAAGCGCAUGGAGAGAACCGCCAAACAACGUCUGCAGGCUUUGAAGUCCAACGAUGAGGAAGCAUACCUCAAGCUGCUGGAUCAAACCAAGGACACGAGAAUCACUCAUUUGCUCAGACAGACUAACACAUUUUUGGACUCUUUGGCUCAGGCAGUUAAGGUACAGCAAAAUGAGGCUAGACUGAAGCGUGGCGAAGAGGUUGGCGUAAUGACCGAUGAAGAUAGAGAAAAGAUCGAUUACUACGAAGUCGCUCACACUGUUAAGGAGACAGUCCAAAAACAGCCAUCCAUGUUGAUAGGAGGUAAUCUCAAGGAGUAUCAAAUAAAGGGUCUAGAGUGGAUGGUGUCCCUGUACAAUAAUCAUCUGAAUGGUAUUUUGGCCGACGAAAUGGGUCUCGGUAAGACAAUCCAAUCGAUAUCUCUAAUCACGUAUUUGCGCGAAGUCAAAAACGAACCUGGCCCAUUUUUGGUGAUUGUGCCCUUGUCGACUAUCACAAAUUGGACUUUAGAAUUCGAGAAGUGGGCUCCUGGCCUAGCAACAGUCGUUUAUAAAGGCACACCCAAUCAAAGAAAAUCGAUGCAACAUCAGAUAAGAUACGGUAAUUUCGAGGUCCUUCUCACGACUUAUGAGUAUAUCAUUAAAGACCGCUCACUCUUAUCGAAGCACGACUGGGCGCAUAUGAUUAUUGAUGAGGGUCAUAGAAUGAAAAACGCUCAAUCGAAACUGUCAUUCACACUCACGAGGUACUACAGAACUAGAAACAGAUUAAUUCUAACUGGUACUCCAUUGCAGAAUAACCUUCCUGAGCUCUGGGCUUUGCUCAAUUUCGUGCUACCGAAAAUUUUCAACUCUGCGAAGACCUUCGAUGAAUGGUUCAACACACCGUUCGCUAAUACGGGCGGCCAAGAAAAGCUCGAGCUUACGGAAGAAGAAACCCUUCUUAUUAUUAGAAGACUACACAAAGUCUUGAGACCUUUCUUAUUGCGGCGUUUGAAGAAAGAGGUGGAAAAGGAUCUACCCGACAAAGUAGAAAAGGUAAUCAAGUGCAAACUUUCUGGUUUACAACAACAGCUUUAUGAGCAGAUGCUCAAUCACAACGCUCUAUUUAUCGGAGCAGGCGCAGAAGGUGCUACAAAAGGUGGUAUCAAAGGUCUCAACAAUAAGAUCAUGCAACUGAGGAAGAUUUGCAACCAUCCAUUCGUUUUUGACGAAGUCGAGGGAAUUAUCAAUCCGACAAGAAAUAACGGUCCCCUCCUCUACCGAGUAGCAGGAAAAUUCGAGUUGCUAGACCGUGUCCUUCCCAAAUUCAAAGCAUCAGGUCACAGAAUCCUGAUGUUUUUUCAAAUGACCCAGGUUAUGGACAUAAUGGAGGAUUUUUUGCGGAUGAGAGAUCUGAAAUACCUGAGACUGGAUGGUGCCACCAAGACCGAAGAGCGUACCUCGAUGUUAAAAGAGUUCAAUGCUAAGGAUUCUGAGUACUUCUGCUUUUUGCUGUCAACAAGAGCUGGUGGUCUUGGGCUCAACCUACAAACCGCCGAUACGGUCAUUAUUUUCGACACUGACUGGAAUCCUCACCAGGAUUUACAAGCGCAAGACAGAGCUCAUAGAAUUGGGCAAAAGAAUGAAGUGCGGAUAUUAAGACUGAUUACCACAGACUCUGUAGAGGAGGUCAUUCUGGAGAGAGCAAUGCAAAAACUGGAUAUUGACGGAAAAGUCAUUCAGGCAGGUAAGUUCGACAACAAGUCGACGGCAGAGGAACAAGAAGCGUUUUUGAGGAGAUUGCUGGAGAAUGAGACGGUCAAAGAUGAAAGCGAGCAAGCCGAAUUAGACGAUGAGGAGCUCAACGAAAUUCUGGCCCGUAGCGAAGAAGAACGCAUUCUUUUCGACAAGAUGGAUCAAGAAAGGGAGGCCGCGGAAGCGAAGCUGGCGAAAGCACAAGGUCUUCCUGCACCGCUAUCAAGACUAAUUCAGUCCCACGAGCUGCCAGAAGUUUUCACCGAAGACAUCAGCGAGCAUCUAAAUGUCGAACCCGCGGCAGUAGGAAGAAUCAGAGAGAGGAAGAAGGUGUAUUACGACGAUGGCUUGACGGAAGAGCAGUGGUUACAGGCUGUAGAUGAUGACGAUGAUUCUCUGGAAGCUGCGAUAACGAGGAAAAGACAGUCAAGAGAGCGCAGACAGGCAAACAAAUUGGGUAGAGACGCGGACUCAGAUGAGAUAGGCAGUCUGGAACCAACGCCAGAAGCAGAUUUUAUCGAGCCAGUCAGCAAACGUCCUACCAAGUCGAAGAGAAAGGCCAUAGAAGAUGAACAUACUUUUUUACAGGACGUUGCAGAGCAAGCUCCUGUGGAAAAGCCUGUCAAGACGGAGGAACCUGUUCAAAAGAAGCAAAAAUUGACGGUUAAACUGUCGCUUAAGAAGAAAAAGGAUCAGAUCGCCAAUGGCGUCGCGGACGGGCCGGUGGAGUCGCAAGUCAACGGAAUAGCCACUAAAAAAGACGAGAAACCGGGCAGUGCUUCUCGUUCGAAGAGUAAAGCGUCGAGGCCCUCGAAAAAGCCUGUUGCGUGUGAAUUUACACCGCUUGUUGAGGAACUGCUCGCGGAAUUGCGGGCUCAACUGGACCCGAACGAUGAGCAUUCUCGGACCUCGAUAUUUGAGACUCUGCCCUCCAAAAAGCUGUAUCCCGACUACUUCGCACUAAUCAAGACGCCCGUGGCUUUGGAUACUAUAACGAGAAAGUGCAAGAAGGGCCAAUACGAAUCGAUUGCUGACGUUCAUCAGGAUUUCAAAACAAUGUUUGACAACGCCCAAUUUUACAAUGAGGAGGGCUCCUUGGUAUUCAACGAUGCCGGAGAAUUACGGAAUUUCGUGAAUACCUGGUUCGAAGCUAAAGAUUAG